AGCUGUAUUGCGUCUGGUGCUGAAGAUCAAAAGGAACACUGAUUUCACAAUGGGCUCCAUUGGUGCAGCAAGCACAGAAUUUUGUUUUGAUAUGUUCAAAGAGCUGAAAGUCCACCAUGUCAAUGAGAACAUCAUCUACUCCCCCCUGAGCAUCAUUUCAAUCCUGUCCAUGGUCUUCCUAGGUGCGAGAGAGAACACAAAGACUCAAAUGGAGAAGGUUAUUCACUUUGAUAAAAUCACAGGAUUUGGAGAGUCCCUGGAAUCUCAGUGCGGCACAUCUGUAAGCGUUCACGCUUCACUUAAAGACAUUCUCUCUGAAAUCACCAAACCAAGUGACAAUUAUUCGCUCAGCCUUGCCAGUAAACUUUAUGCUGAAGAGACGUAUCCAGUCCUGCCCGAAUACUUACAAUGUAUUAAGGAAUUGUAUAAAGGAAGCUUGGAAACUGUCAGCUUUCAAACAGCUGCAGAUCAAGCUAGAGAACUCAUCAAUUCCUGGGUUGAAACUCAGACAAAUGGAGUGAUCAAAAAUUUCCUUCAACCGGGCUCUGUCGAUCCCCAGACUGAAAUGGUUCUUGUUGAUGCCAUAUACUUCAAAGGAACGUGGGAGAAAGCAUUUAAGGAUGAAGACACUCAAGAAGUGCCUUUCAGAAUAACUGAACAAGAAAGCAAACCUGUGCAGAUGAUGUAUCAGGCUGGUUCAUUUAAAGUGGCAACAGUGGCUGCUGAGAAAAUGAAGAUCCUAGAGCUUCCAUACGCCAGUGGAGAGCUGAGCAUGUUUGUGCUGUUGCCUGAUGACAUCUCUGGCCUGGAGCAGCUUGAGACUACAAUCAGCAUUGAAAAACUAUCUGAGUGGACCAGUUCUAACAUGAUGGAAGACAGGAAAAUGAAAGUGUACCUCCCCCACAUGAAGAUUGAGGAAAAAUAUAACCUGACAUCUGUCUUAGUGGCUUUGGGCAUGACUGACCUGUUCAGCCCUUCAGCCAAUCUAUCUGGCAUCUCUACAGCACAGACCCUGAAGAUGUCUGAGGCCAUCCAUGGGGCAUAUGUGGAAAUCUAUGAAGCAGGCAGUGAGAUGGCCACUUCUACAGGGGUUCUGGUGGAGGCUGCAAGUGUUUCAGAAGAGUUCAGGGUUGACCACCCAUUUCUCUUCUUGAUCAAACACAACCCAAGCAACAGCAUCCUCUUCUUUGGCAGGUGCAUUUUCCCUUAAAGAGAAGAAAGCUGAAAGAGUUUCUGUCCUUCAGAGCAAGACCCAAAGCAUUGUAGUGUCAAGCGUAAAAAGAAAGGUGUACUAUCCAUUUCAUCCACAUUUUCUAAAAACUGAAAGCUUUAUUAAAAAUAUUUAUUUUAUUAAAUCAGAGAAUAAUUAUCCCAUGAAAUCAAGGACCUCUUACCUUUCCUAAGGCAAUGAAAACCUCAGUAUUGGGCCCAAUGAAAUCACGGUGAACACAAAUGUUCCUUGGGCAAGCUAACACUUCAGUAUUGGUGCUAGAUCAUUAGACUGAAAAAUCAUAACCCAGUUUAUCAUCAGAAGUUUUGUGAUCCAAAAUGUAGCUUUCCAGUUAAGCCAGGUUUCUCUAGGACCAAGCUUUUUGGUGAAUAUUCCAGAAUUAGCCACUAGAAAGCUCUCAGAUUAAGUUCUAAACUGUCACCAGCCAUUCCUACUCCUACAAGGAAACUGCUUUUUCUUUGUACUCCUGAUACUACAAGGCUCUGCUUCACCUUCUAAAGAUGCAUUGUAGAAAUCUUGGCAUUCACUUCUUUCCUUACACACUUUUGGCUCCACUGCCAUGGCCAAAUAUAGCAUUUUAUUCUUCACAUUGAUUUCCACCUAUACCUCUGCAUCCAUGCCUAAUGGGUCUUCUGGAUGUAUUCUUUUGCUCCUUUAAUCAAAAUAAAAACACGUUUAAGCAAA
Dromaius novaehollandiae (emu) is the source of this 1915-nucleotide messenger RNA. Its product is annotated as ovalbumin-like. The coding region runs from base 50 to 1210 and encodes 386 amino acids. Gene Ontology annotation, molecular function: serine-type endopeptidase inhibitor activity. Gene Ontology annotation, biological process: negative regulation of endopeptidase activity. The record is from RefSeq and is a predicted model, not a curated record. Lineage: Eukaryota; Metazoa; Chordata; Aves; Casuariiformes; Dromaiidae. The transcript is spliced from 8 exons.